GUGUCGGUAUCACCGAACACUCUAUAUCGAGGCAGCAUGAUUCGAAACGUCCUACGUACCGUGAUCCCAUUCACCCGUCAUGCACCCCACCAUGGCUGCAGGCGUUUCAGCACCAUCAUGGACACCUCCAGCUUCACGGAGACUCAGCUCACCGUUCGUGAGGCGAUCUCAAAGAUUUGCUCCAAGUUUCCUGAUGAUUACUGGGCGGAACGUGAUGCAACAGAGCAGUAUCCUCACGAACUCCAUGCGGCGCUGGCGAAGGACGGCUGGAUCGGAGUCUGCUUGCCUACCCGUCUGGGAGGUGCGGGCUUGGGCAUCUCGGAAGCUACGAUGAUGCUCCAGACUAUCUCGGAAAGCGGAGCAGGAAUGGCCGGGGCUCAGUCUCUACAUGCCAACAUCUAUGCUACUCAGCCAGUCAGUAAGUUCGCCACGGAAGAGCAAAUGGAACAAUGGCUGCCGCCACUGAUCUCUGGUCAAUCGCGAACCUGUUUCGGCGUCACAGAGCCAAACGCUGGACUAGAAACCCUCAAACUCCAAACAAAGGCGGUUAAGAAGGGUGAUUACUACGAAGUCACUGGGAGCAAAAUCUGGAUAACCAAUGCCCAGAUAGCUGAUACCAUGGUCCUUCUCGCGCGCACCGCCGAAGCCACUUCUGUCCCCAAACCCAUUCAAGCCCUCUCCCUCUUCUACAUCCCCUUCGACCGGACACAGCCCGGUCUUGACCUCCGCAAAAUCAAAAAGAUGGGAGCGCGCUCCGUCGACGCCAACGAAGUCUUCCUCGACUCUUACCGGAUCCCCGUGUCCUCGCUCAUCGGCGCAGAAGGCUCCGGCUUCAAAAUGGUCCUGCACGGAAUGAACGCCGAGCGCUGCCUCAUCGCGGGGGAAGCACUCGGCCUUGGCUACGCGGCGCUUGAGCGCGCUACGAAUUAUGCGAGAGAGAGAGAGGUGUUUGGUAGACCCAUCGGGAAGAAUCAGGCCAUUCAGCAUGGUAUUGCGGAGGCGUUCAUGAACCUCGAGGCGGCAAAGCUGGCAACGUAUCAUGCGGCAAGACUAUAUGAUGCCGUGGCUGCUGGGGAAGCAGAUGUGGGCUUGACGGCGGUGGGUGCGGCUUGCAAUUCGGCAAAGUAUUUGGCCGCCGAGGCGGCGUAUAAGGCGUGUGAGAGAGCGGUUUUGACGCUUGGAGGAAUGGGAUAUGCCCAGGAGUUCCAUGUCGAGAGAUAUCUCAGAGAGAGUUGGGUGCCUAGGAUCGCGCCGGUUUCGAGGGAGAUGAUCCUGAAUUACAUAGGAGAAAAGGUUCUCAGACUGCCCAAGAGCUACUAAAGAUAUCCAUUGAAGAAAGCGGAGUAUCUUGGAAGGUUGAUAUAUAGCUUGGAAUGGACAUCAAUGAAGCAACGAUAGAUCCUGAUUAAACGUUGCC
Tricharina praecox is the source of this 1417-nucleotide messenger RNA. Its product is annotated as acyl-CoA dehydrogenase/oxidase. The record is from RefSeq and is a predicted model, not a curated record. Lineage: Eukaryota; Fungi; Ascomycota; Pezizomycetes; Pezizales; Pyronemataceae. Bases 37 to 1320 code for a protein of 427 amino acids. The transcript has 7 exons. Gene Ontology annotation, molecular function: acyl-CoA dehydrogenase activity; flavin adenine dinucleotide binding.